AUGAUUGCGGGCCGAAACACCAAUUCAGUUAUCAAUAGAUGCAGCAUGGACGAGAAGCGUGUGCCAAAGCAGCCUGGCCCCCACGCCGACGGGCAGCGCCAAAAUCAAGUUGUUGGAGCGAUGCAGCGCGCGCGGCAAGAGGACCAAAAGCUCUCAUGCGACCAACAAACCACGAGCGAUCCAGCAACACCGUCAUGGUCGUUGGAGGCUCACCUUCGUGGCGCGCGGCAGAUCAUGGAGGCAAGCUCUCUGACAGCAUUCAAUGGUAGCGCCCUGAACGCGAACAGCAUGAAGGCCGCACUACCUGCGAUACCAGCCUCUGGGACUGUAUACCCUUCCUGGGGUUCGGGGUGGAAACAGGUGGCGCAGCAGACGAAACAGCAGCAGCAGCAGCAGCAGCAGCAGCAGCAGCAGCAGCAGCAGCAGCAGCAGCAGCAGCAGCAGCAGCAGCAGCAGCAGCAGCAGCAGCAGCAGCAGCAGCAGCAGCAGCAGCAGCAGCAGCAGCAGCAGCAGCAGCAGGGGCAGGGGCAGCAGCAGAUGCAGAUGCAAGCGCAGCCGCAACAGCAGAAGCAUCAGCAGCAGAAGGAGGGGCAGUGGAAGGGGCAGCAGCAGCAGCAGCAUCAGCGGCAGAAGGAGGGGCAAUGGAAGGGGCAGCAGCAGCAGCAGCAGCAACCGGGGCAGGGACAGGGACAGGGGCAGGGGUUCAUGCACCUGCUUACCAGACCCUUGGGAGCUGACCAGUUUGGCCAGGGGCAAACACCGCUGGUGACACAGCCCUACAGUCAGUCCAAGGAUGUCCCCUCGGUACCAGCUUCGGCGUUAGUUCCGAAAGUGCACCUGCCAUUCCACCCGCACGCGCAAUGGGUGCAAGACACUCUGCAUCUAGACCAGAUUCAACAGCAGCAGGAGCCACAGCUACAAUUGGAGUCUCAGCCAGUGCAGCAGCCACAAGGGCAGCUCAGGCUGGACCAACUGUCGGCGCAGCUACAGCCACUACUGCAGGGACAGGCGCAAGCCGUCACACAAGAUAUCGAAAGCCAAUCCUCUCCGGAGUCCACACGCAAGCGCACCAUACGCAGCCGGAACUACACCCAACCAGGGAAGUACCGUGGAGUGAGGAAGCGAGGGGAGGGUCGGUUCAUCGCCGAAAUAAAAGACACGACUUUCGGAGUGCGCAAGUGGCUGGGGACGUUUGCCACUGCAGAGGAAGCUGCCCUGGCGUUUGAUCGGGCCGCAGUGCAGAUUCGAGGGACAAAGACGAAGCUUAACUUUCCUGAGUUGUUUGGAGAAGACGGAGCAGCUGAACUGGCGCCUGCAGAACAAGCAGCUAACAAAAGGGGGAAAGGUUCUGCAGAGGAGGAUAUGGAAACGACUAGCCUGGGGGUGAGGAUGUGUGUCGAGCAGGUCAAGCAGGAAACCACAUGCCAAUCAGGCAAUCAGGCGGCAGCUGUGCGAUUGGGUGAAAAUGGAGCUUGCCAAAGGCCGUACGGAGAGGCAACGAAUAUGCUGUUACAGCCAGGGGGUUGCAAAGCUGUAGCGGCAGCACAAGCGAUAUCCGACACGGACGUGGUUGGGGUGGCGACGCGCGCCGAUAGCAGCACUGUGAGUGGAAGCAGCUCGAGCAGAGCUGGCCCUUCCACCUCGUCUGCCUCCGCACCUGCUUCCAUCCUCUCCCUCCCUCCGGCCAUGUUUCUCCCUGGAGAGCCGUGCUCCAGCUUCAACGCGGACCAUGGCGCUUCUGCAGGCCUGGCGCCUGAUACGCUGUUCACAGAGGGUGUCGAAAGUGUGCUGGCUGCUGUUGCUGGUGCUGGCGUUGGUGAUGGCGGUGUGAAGGAGGAAUGCUUUCAGGAGGAAAUCCUGUUGGAAGAGGUCAACAGUGGAGGUUUGGAGCCUUUGCCAGAAGCAAUAGUUCAGAAGGAGAGAAUGGAUCUUGCAACUGAAUUCGGAUUUGAUGCGGCGUUCCGGAUAGAAGAUCUGGCCUUUUAUUUUCACUCGCCUCACCCCCAUCCACAGCUCCAAUCUUCACCACUACCAUCGCCCCAGCAGCAGGGAGAAUGGCGGUGGCAUCAGCAGCAGCAGCAGCAGCAGGGGCAGGAGGAGCCGCAGCAGCAGCAGCAACAGCAGCUGCAGCAACAGCAGCUGCAGCAACAGCAGCUGCAGCAGCUGCAGCAACAGCAGCAACAGCAGCAACAGCAGCAACAGCAGCAGCAGCAGCAACAGCAGCAACAGCAGCAACAGCAGCAGCAGCAGCAGCAGCAGCAGCAGCAGCAGCAGCAGCAGCAGCAGCAACAGCAGCAACAGCAGCAACAGCAGCAGCAGCAGCAACAGCAGCAACAGCAGCAACAGCAGCAGCAGCAGCAGCAACAGCAUCCACAGCAGCAACAGCAGCAGCAGCAGCAGCAGCAGCAGCAGCAGCAGCAACAGCAGGGGCAGGAGCUGCAGCAGCAGAAGCAGGAGCCGCAGCAGCAGCAGGUGCAGCAGGAACCACAAAUGGUGCAGCAGAAACAGUCCAUGCAGGAUGAGAAGGUACCCCCGGCUAUUCUUGCAUCCACACACCCACUACAGUCGUGGGCCAUCACUGCUGCCAUGCCCCUCUCCGCAUCCAUGGCUCACCGCAGCAGCCCCCCACGCCGAGGCAUGUCAAGUAAAACAAUGGUGCGAGUGGAAGCAGCAGAAGAGCCUAGCGGCAGCACGAGCACUGGAGGCAGCAGCGGCAGUGACUGCAGCAGCAGCGGCAGCGGCAGUGGCAGCGGCAGCAGCAGGCCCAUGGAUUGCAGGACCGCCCCUCGACCAAUAUCUGAGGCAGGAGAGUCCAGCAAAGCAUCCGAGCUUCUUCCACCUCAUCAUUCUGCUGCCAUAAACGUCUCGUGGGACGAGUCUCCCCAAGAGGGUCAGCUGAGUGAAGGGGCUCAACACGUUGUGGCUGCAUUGGAGGCGAUGUUCCCCGGGCUGCCAGACCAUGCAGACAAGGAACAGCCACCACGAGAGCAUGGGGCGUCUCCAUAUGAUGCAGUGCAGAAUGAGAUGCUUGAUGCUAUCAUGCACACUGGAGGGCUGCUGCGUGGGAUGAAUCAGCAACACAUGCAUGAAGCGGUGUUGGGUCCGCCAUGGGAUCAGCCGCACGGUAGCACAGCAGUGCAGGCAGCAUGGGACCAAUCUGCGAGCGCAUGGAGCACAGAGGCCGUUGGGAGUUUGGCUCUGAGCAACGCCGAUCUGCUUGGCGUGCACGAGGCGCAAGGCAUGGACGUGCCGUGGCACGGUGACGUGCAGUUCACUACUGCCGGCAUGUCUGCAGGGAAAGAUGGUCCUGCUAUCCGCCAAGCAGGUGGUGGAGCCAAGCAACGCCCCUCACGAGCUACCAUGUCAGACUUGCCCUGA
Molecule: messenger RNA, 3378 nt
Organism: Closterium sp. Naga37s-1
Lineage: Eukaryota; Viridiplantae; Streptophyta; Zygnematophyceae; Desmidiales; Closteriaceae
Source: the annotation of a GenBank genome assembly